This is a messenger RNA of Lodderomyces theae, 2199 nucleotides long. RefSeq names its product linker nucleoporin (gene NUP82). Gene Ontology annotation, cellular component: nuclear pore. Lineage: Eukaryota; Fungi; Ascomycota; Pichiomycetes; Serinales; Debaryomycetaceae. The record is from RefSeq and is a predicted model, not a curated record. The coding region runs from base 1 to 2199 and encodes 732 amino acids. Gene Ontology annotation, biological process: mRNA export from nucleus; ribosomal small subunit export from nucleus; ribosomal large subunit export from nucleus. Gene Ontology annotation, molecular function: structural constituent of nuclear pore; protein binding. The transcript has a single exon.
AUGUCUGACGGAUUGGUAUCACUGAUUACUAAGCAAUUGAUCUUUCAACAUCAUUUUCCGAUAGAUUUCAAUUUUGCCAAACUUCCAAACACAACAGAACCCAAUGCAACGGCACCAUCAGCAUCAGCACCAACACUAAGCAUUCCACACAACAAGCUAGUCUGUCGAAACAAUUCAGAAUUGUUCUUUGCACAGGGAAACCUUGUUCGAUGCUGUACUAUCAACCCAGUGACCUCAAAUUACAAGCUAUUGAAGACGCCACGUGCUGAUUUCGAAGUUGUGUCGUUGGAGAUUAAUGAAUCGGGUUCGUUUUUGGCCAUUGUUGGGGAUUCUAAAGUCGAUGUUGUUUCUCUCCCACCGGUGUUGAACACCAAGCAAAAGUCGGUCUACAUUGAGGCAAAGAAUUAUAGGAUUACCAAUGUUGGCAAGAUUCGGAAAGUGCUUUGGCAAUCGAUCGUUGCCAAUGAUUCAAUGUUGGUGAUUCUAAACGACAAGUCGGAGGUGUUUGGCUUUGAUUUGAAGAGAUCGGCAACUGUCCCUUUGGUCAAGAUCUCCUUUGAGGAAAAGGUCAACUCAAUUGCAUUUGGGUCGCGUAGCAAGAUCAAUGACGGGUUGAAGUUGUACGCGUCAACUGAUGACAAGAUUGUUAGUGUUGAUUUCUACAAUGAUUCUACAAAGAUUGCUGUGUCUGAAUCAGCUAUCGAUGUUGCAAUUAGUGACUCACAAAACACAAUUGAAAUUAUCAAGGAUAAAUUUCCUGAAAAGUCAGUAUUGCUCAGUCUGGCAAAGACACAAUUGGAGGUGUACGACUCUUUACGCCGUCAACUUCUGAACAAUUUGCGUGAGGUUAGAGGCUUGUACUCUGAUAAUCCGUAUGAGUUGUUUAUUGUUGAGCUCAGGGCGAAAGCACCCGAUUAUAAACCUAGAGAAGUGGCCCAAGUUGGGGCUGAUGACUUGGUGUCGUUUGGAGAUAAUGAACAGAUUGGACUCUUGGCGACAAUAAAAAACGAUACAAUCUCCUACUUUUCGAAUAUUUUAGGAUCUGGGUUGGUACAGUACGAGGAGCCAAAACUGGUCACUUAUGCCAAACCCAAAAAGGGUUUUGGAUUUGUUGACUCAUUUGAUGACGUGAAUGCUGAAAAGUUGUUUUGGCAACUGGACUUGAAUUUGUUGGAGUUUUUGCAAUCAGAAAAGUUGCCUUUCAAUGGAAGAGCCUAUUUGAGGAAUCUCAACGGCUAUGAUGACAAGUUUGUUGCUGUUUUUGAUGGCAGUUUGGUUGUUGUCAACUGUGGAUGGGUGAAGGAGCUUGUGAGUGAUUUGGAGAAUGAUAGUAUUGACUCUUUGGACAAGAUUAAACCAACGUACAACCUCCUCUCCUCAGGGAAGAAUCUUCAUGGGUUUGCACUUUUAACAAAGUUUGACCUGGAAGUGGGCAUUAUAGUACGUGAUGAUUUGGAAAUUGUGACUAUAAAUUCCGAAGUUGUCGCUGAGGAAGAAGAAAAGGAAGUAAAGGUGCCAUUGAGCAUCGAGGACAAGCCAGGUGUGCCAUCGCUAGCCAUUUCUGCGGAGCCUUUCGCUGAAAUUGAGUCGAGUCUCAAGGUGUUGGAAAGUUCAGUGACUUUGAAAAAUGAUCCCAAUACUAAACUUGAGCCAACCGUCGAGGUGCUUGAAAAGUUGAACAAGGAUUCACUAGAAACUAACCAAGCGGUGUUUGGGUAUACCGUUUACGCAAUCAAACUACAAUCGAGAACCCUUGCUCAAUUAAAAUCGCUAAAAUCGCAAGUUGAAACGUUGAAGAAAUUGGCCGAUGACACACCGUAUAAUAAUGAACUUGAUGAAAGGAUAAGCAAAGCCUUGCUGAAGCAAGAGGAGCUCGACUCGAGAAUAAAGCAUGUACAAGCAAAGAUUAAUGAUGAAAUGUACAAGGUCAAGAAUGUUCCUCUUUCAAAAGAGGAGAAGGAAUAUUUCAACGAGAUCAAUGAAUGGAACAAAACCACACUACAUCUUAUUGAACAAUUGAAGGAUAUUGGCAAUGGAGUGGAAGAAUGUAAAAAGAAUAACCCAGAGGAAAGUGAAGAUGAAAAGGACGUUUUGGAGCAUUUACAACUACAACAAAAAGUAAAGAAGUUGGUUACAUGGUUGAAGUUUCAAGGAUCAGAGAUAAAUGACUUGAUGGAGAAAGUUAGUAUCAAGGUUUAA